GCCCGUCCCUUGGAUGCCACACUGGCUCGCCAGGGUUCUCGCCCUCAGCGGGCGGGGAUGUGGGGAGGGCUCGUCCGCUCGCUCGCCGACAGUGCCCUCGAUCGCAUCGACUUCUCGCCGCAUGCACGCUGCACCUCUCGGCUGGCCCUGCCCUUUGGUCUCUUGCUUUUGGUUAUUCGGUGCCAGCGGCCCUCGUCCACGCCUGCUCCUCCUUCCGGCGCUGCUCUGAUCCCCUCGCUGGCUUUCAUUGCCCCGCAAUUCCUUUUGCCGCAGCUGACUCUCCAAUCUGGUGUCUAGACGACCGCGAUCGAGAUCACCUUCCGCCGAUCAUGCGCAUCUCGUUCAGAUGGUCGCUGUCGCACGCCGUCCGGUGCCUACCUGGGAUAUGGAUGCUGUCGACGCUCUUUCUGGCGACCGCGGGUCCGUUCUAUACCCCCGUUGCGUUCUCGAUCGCGUUCAUUUUCCUGCACUUUGUGUUCGUGGCAAACAACUUUCGAACUGCCUGGGGCGUCUAUUCCAUCUAUCACGAAGCCGUCAAGCACACGUAUACCAAUUGGUACCAGAAGUACUGCCAGGAAACCGAUUUUUCAAAGACCGACGGGCUUGUGUUUGAGAAUAUCCUGCAUGUGAUCGUCAUCCCGAAUUACUGCGAGAGCCUCGAAACCCUGGCCGAGACUCUUGACAUUCUCUCGAGCCACUCGAUGGCGUACUCCCAGUACAAAAUCUGCCUCGCCAUGGAGGCGACCGAGAAGGACAGCGACAAGAAGGCGCUGAUGCUGAUUUCGCGAUUCGGUGAUCGGUUCAAAGAUAUCGUCUUCACGAUCCAUCCGAGCAACUUGUCCGGCGAGAUUCGCGGCAAAUCCAGCAAUGUUUCCUGGGCCGCGCGCCAGAUGUCUUACUCGCUCGAUGGCAAUCACGCCCAUGUCGUCGUGACCGUCAUGGAUGCCGACACAUGCUUUGCCGAGGACUACUUCACGGCCCUGACCUACUACUAUGCCACCUAUCCAAAGGAGACCCGGACCAUGAUGAUGUUUGCUCCCUGCAUUGUCUUUGACAGGAAUGCCAAGGAUGUUCCCUUCAUCGUCCGAGCCGGAGACAACGUUUGGGCAACAUCCGUCAUGUCCAAUCUGUACCGCAGCUCCGCCGUCAAGUUCCCCUGCUCGGCAUACUCGCUGUCGAUGGAUCUUGCCAGGGCCGUCGGGUUCUGGGAUUGCGGACCCGAGGCGAUCGGCGAAGAUAUGCACAUGUACCUCAAGUGCUAUUUUGCGACCGAAGGCCGUGUGCGCAUCCAGCCAAUCUACUCGCCGGCCUCGCAGUCCAACGUCCAGGAGUCGGGCUAUUUCAAGACCCUCUAUGCUCGUUAUGUCCAGGGGCAAAGACACAUGUGGGGGUCGCUCGACACAAGCUACACCAUCUAUCGAAGCAUAAUGGCCUCUGUCCGGCGCAAGAGCUGCCCGGAAUUCAAGGGCAAGCCAAGACACAACAUCCGGGGCGGGUGCUCGUUCUGUCUUCCAAGGCUUGCGGUUCUUCUACAGAGGGUCCUCGAGGCGCAUGUCCUGCUGUGCCAUGCCAUCAUGAUGAUCUUCAUCACCUUCCUGACCCUGCCCAGCGGGUCCUUCAGCGUUGGCUCCGUGGCGGCCUCGUAUUUACGGAGCGAACCGCUGCAUCCAUAUGUUACGCUGUCCCUGUGGCUCGCCGGUUGGAUGAGGUUUGCUGGCACAUUGCCGUUCCUCGUCACGGUGGCCUACUACGAGCGAUACCACCAGUGGGUCGGCAUCCACCGCUGGAGAGCCGAUGAUUCGGGUGCAGCUCGGAUGCUCGGCAAGCGACCGCAGCUCAUUUCGAGGCGGACAUACUGGAAUCUGCUGGACUGGGCAGCACUGCCGAUUGGCGCAGUCCUGUUUGUGGUUGUGCCGACGAUCCAAGCACAGCUGUCUCACUUUUGGACCGAUCGCCUGAUCUACCAAGUAUCGUCCAAGCCUGUCCUGGAGAUGCCGCCUGACAACAGCGAGAGGAAACAGGACUCGAACUACGCCCACGACAUCGGCAUCAUGAUCGAGGCCGAGUGUCCGUCAAUGGUAAUAUCGCCGCGGUUGGAUGAGCCCUCGUUGGCCUCGUACCGAGCCGACUCAGGCUUCUUUGACUUUGACAGCAGCCCCUCCGGAUCCGAUUUUUCCUUUGGCUCGCUGCCGGCAAGUCCUCGCCGUGUUUCGAUGGAUACGGACGGGUUGGUGGAGGCUGUGUGAGCGCCGCGGAAUCAAGAUGUGGAUAUAGAGACAGGGGCGAGGAGAGCGCAAUACUGUAUUCAUGGCAAUAUACUGUGGGCGAAAUGAACCAG
This is a messenger RNA of Polychytrium aggregatum, 2338 nucleotides long. RefSeq lists its product as uncharacterized. The record is from RefSeq and is a predicted model, not a curated record. NCBI's taxonomy places the organism in Eukaryota, Fungi, Chytridiomycota, Chytridiomycetes, Polychytriales. The coding region runs from base 330 to 2246 and encodes 638 amino acids. The transcript is spliced from 3 exons.